AUGUUUGUAAUAUUUAUUUAUUUCCUCCUCAAAGACGACUUCUUCCCAUCCUGCUCUACUCAAGAAGACAAUCCCGAAUCACUCUUCCUACCCGACCAUGGCCCAGCUGAGACAGUACCCAUCCCCUUCACAUCCUACACUGAACAUCGCCAUUCAUACUGGAAAGCCUGUCUAGACGCCGAGCCGUGGAUUGCAGAUUGGUGGAUGUCCAAGUGCGUGGGGCAUGUGAUUGACAUUGCUUGGACCUGGCAGACCAAGCCCGAAACCAACCCCAAACUCGCCACUCUCAAGUCUGACCUCCAAGAAGAGAUCCCCGAGGCUCUGAUCAAGCUAGUCGAUUCCGUGUACCUGAACCUUAUCGAUCAUGAUGUGAAAGCUGGUGGUGGGAUUUGGGGCGAUGGCGGUAUUAACAGUGGUAAUACUAGCGUCAACGCCACACUCUCCAAACUCUUUUCCAGCUCCAAACACAAGUUGAACGAAUGGCCAGUGCACUCUUCUAAGAUGGAGAAGAUUCGUGAGACGAGGUAUUUGUGGGAUGAGGCUUGUAGGUACAAUAAGGAGAUAGGUAAUGGACUUUCUUCUUCUGGCUAA
Messenger RNA from Cadophora gregata, 591 nucleotides. RefSeq lists its product as uncharacterized. NCBI's taxonomy places the organism in Eukaryota, Fungi, Ascomycota, Leotiomycetes, Helotiales, Ploettnerulaceae. Bases 1 to 591 code for a protein of 196 amino acids. The transcript has 3 exons. The record is from RefSeq and is a predicted model, not a curated record.